AACAGGUUCUGUUUCCAGCCUCACUUUUCAAUCUGAAGUUGGUUUUAAGCUCUUGCCACCAUGCCUGCUGAUUACAAUGGGACUUGGGAAAUGGAAUCCAAUGAGAACUUUGAAGGCUACAUGGUUGCAUUAGACAUUGAUUUUGCAACUCGUAAGAUUGCAAAACACUUGAAACAAACAAAGGAGAUUAUUCAAGAUGGAGACAAUUUUAAAACAAAAACACUCAGUACUUUGAGAAACUAUGAUCUGGACUACACUGUGGGAGUGGAGUUUGAAGAACAUACCAAAGGACUCGAUAACCGGGUGGUUAAGACACUAGUGACCUGGGAUGGUGACAAACUGGUAUGUGUUCAGAAAGGUGAAAAGAAAAAUCGUGGCUGGAAGCACUGGAUUGAAGGAGACCAACUGCAUCUGGAACUGACGUGUGAAGACCAGGUGUGCCAUCAGAUAUUUAAGAAGAAAAAGUAACCGGAAAACCACUUAAGCCUUCCUCACACUGUUAUGCUGAUACGUUUUAUCUAAAAAAAAA
Messenger RNA from Meleagris gallopavo (turkey), 529 nucleotides. It is a transcript of the gene RBP2, whose product is annotated as retinol binding protein 2. Gene Ontology annotation, molecular function: lipid binding. Lineage: Eukaryota; Metazoa; Chordata; Aves; Galliformes; Phasianidae. The record is from RefSeq and is a predicted model, not a curated record.